UUGUUUUCAAUUAUUUUUCCUUAGUCACAAAUUGAAUACUUAAAACAUUUUGCUUUUUUCUACCGUGCAAUCGCAAUCAUUUAUAUUCUCAUUUGUAAUUUGUUUUCUUUCCACCCCCAUCAAGCUCUCUUGCCGAUCCAAUUUUAUUCUAUCACUAUUUUAUUUUUUAUACAAACCGGCAGCAAGCAUUAGCGGCAACAGUAGCGUCAAUUUCAAUCGCAACUCACGAAUAAUAAAGGAGAGGGACAGCUGUGUGAAAGCCAACAUAAUAUUGUUUUAAAAUACAACAAUGGACGCAAACAAGUUCAAUCAGCCGAAUGGAGACAUUGAAAUCAGCCAGCCUCCCGCUGACACCGUGACCGAACUUGCAUUCAGCCCAAAGGCCAACCUUUUGGCCGCGUCUUCAUGGGACAAUGAGGUGCGGAUCUGGGAGAUUCAGAACAACGGCACUUCGAUGGGAAAGGCCGCUUACUCACACGAGGCGCCGGCGCUAUGCUGUGUGUGGAGUCGGGAUGGCACAAACGUUGCAUCUGGAGGAGCCGACAAGGCUGGGCGCAUGAUUGACAUUGGUACAGGGCAGAGUAUUCAGGUUGCGCAGCAUGACGCGCCCAUCAGCUGCAUCAAGUUUGUCGAGGCCGAGAACGCGUCGCCGAUCUUGGCGACCGCUGGGUGGGACAAGGUGCUGAAAUAUUGGGAUUUGAGGCAGCCAUCACCGAUCGGGACUGUGAAUCUUCCGGAGCGCGCAUACGCCAUGGACUGCAACAACCCCAUGUUGGUGGUGGCCACGGCCGAGCGGAAGAUUGUGAUAUUCGAUAUGAACAACCCGACGACACCAUUCGAGACCGCCGAGUCCCCCUUGAAAUGGCAGACGAGGACCGUGUCGUGCUUCCCCAACAAGGACGGCUAUGCAGUCGGGUCGAUCGAGGGCAGAGUGGGCAUUCAAUACGUGGAUAUCAAGGACAAGGAGAAGUGCUUUUCGUUCAAGUGCCACCGGGAAAACAAGGGCCUCGAGUCAUUGGUUCACUCUGUCAACGCGAUAUGCCAUCACCCCGGAUUCAGCACUUUCGCGACUGCUUCCAACGACGCAUCGUUUGCGAUCUGGGACAAGGAUGCCAGGCGAAAGAUCAGCUCUCACGCCAAGCUUGGCGGGCCGAUUGUGAGCGCAGCAUUCAAUGGCGAUGGCAGUCUAUUUGCCUAUGCGCUGGGCUACGACUGGUCGAAGGGAUACAAGGGCAACACGAGCGACAUCAAAAAUACAAUUAUGCUUCACGCCGUCAGCGAGCAGGAUGUCAAGCCGACGCCAAAGUGAGCUCCCAUGCACACGCCGGAGCAAAAAGAAGCGAUAUCGGGAUCGAAGUGACAUGAAUUUGCGCUGCUGGUGCAUUUUUGAUAUCUUAUGCAUUCAUUUUAGCCAAGGGGUUAACGAAUUGAUUUCUAUAUUUGAAUUAUCAACAUCUUAUUACCAACAAUCACUGAAGAUGAAGGUACAGCUGU
Kickxella alabastrina is the source of this 1494-nucleotide messenger RNA. RefSeq names its product Poly(A)+ RNA export protein. The transcript is spliced from 3 exons. Gene Ontology annotation, molecular function: ubiquitin binding; RNA binding. Gene Ontology annotation, biological process: RNA export from nucleus; transcription-dependent tethering of RNA polymerase II gene DNA at nuclear periphery. NCBI's taxonomy places the organism in Eukaryota, Fungi, Kickxellomycota, Kickxellomycetes, Kickxellales, Kickxellaceae. Gene Ontology annotation, cellular component: nuclear pore. Bases 290 to 1309 code for a protein of 339 amino acids. The record is from RefSeq and is a predicted model, not a curated record.